AAAAAAAAUCCACUAAUUAAUUAAUAAGCGAAUGAAUGUCAAAUCUUCUCCCGCCAAUUCAACAUCAAGUUUCAACUUCUCUCUCUAAAUCUCUUCAUAACCCACCAAAUUUCCAUAUGAUUAUAUAUAUAUAUAUAUAUAUUACUUCAAUUUCUCUUUGCUCUUUACACUCUCUCAUGGCGAGAUCAAGGCCUUCCUCUGUUUCUUCCCAGGCCUCCACUUCCUAUCCCGUACUGCUACUCACUCUCCUUCCCUUAACUCUUGCUGCCUUCGCUUUCGUUCUUCAAUGGCGUGGUGGAUUCAACGACUCGAUUUCUCUCUCGUCGUCCGAUCACCGCGAGCUUCCUGGAAUGGACACCACCAAUUCUUCCAUCUCAUCUUCUAAAAGCUUUGGUUGUAAAGAGCUUUCGGGUCGGAGUCAUAACCAGUCAUUUCCUUAUUAUAGGAAUUGGAAAUUCAAUUUUCAGUCUGAUUUGCGGCCUAAGAUAUGUAUAACUACAAGCACUUCUGCAGGCUUAGAACAAAUUUUACCAUGGAUAUUUUACCACAAAGUUAUUGGAGUUUCAUCCUUCUUCCUUUUUGUAGAGGGGAAGGCUGCCUCUCCUAAUGUAUCUAAAGUUCUAGUAACAGUUCCAGGCGUGAAACUUAUCUACAGAACACUAGAACUAGAGGAGCAACAAGCUAGAAGCCGGAUUUGGAAUGAGACUUGGCUGGCGAACUACUUUUACAAACCAUGUAAUAGUGAAUUAUUUGUGAAGCAAUCCCUCAACAUGGAAAUGGCCAUUAUCAUGGCAAGGGAAGCCAGCAUGGAUUGGAUUAUCCAUGUUGAUACUGAUGAGCUAAUACAUCCUGCGGGAGCUCCUGAAUAUUCUCUAACCCAAUUGCUUUCAGAUGUGCCUGCAAAUGUUGAUAUGGUUGUCUUUCCAAAUUAUGAGAGUUGUGUUGAGCGAGAUGAUAUCAAGGAGCCUUUUACUGAGGUUUCAAUGUUCAAGAAGAACUAUGAACAUCUUCCAACAGAUGUUUACUUUAGAAAUUAUAAAGAAGCAACUCGUGGUAAUCCAAAUUACUUUCUAACAUAUGGAAAUGGGAAGUCUGCUGCCCGAAUUCAUGAUCAUCUUCGCCCUAAUGGUGCUCAUAGAUGGCAUAACUAUGUCAAGUAUCCUAAUGAGAUGAAAUUGGGUGAGGCAGCCAUUUUGCAUUACACAUACCCAAAAUUUUCGGAUUUGACUUCAAGACGUGAUCGGUGUCGUUGCAAGCCUACAAAGGACGAUGUUAAAAGAUGUUUUAUGUUGGAAUUUGACAGAAUUGCAUUCAUAAUUGCUUCAACUGCAACAGAAGAGGAAAUGCUUCAAUGGUACCGAGAACAUGUUGUAUGGACUGAAAAUUCACUGAAACUUAAGCUCAUGAGAAAUGGUAUCUUGACUCGAAUUUAUGCUCCCAUGGUCAUUAUCCAAGGACUCAGAGAAUCUGGCUUGUUCAGAGAUGUCAUAGUGAGGGCACAAACGAAUCAAACAGAGAUCUUUCCUUCAGUUGAGAAGAGUAAUUCUGGAAAAUCAGCUAAAUCUGGAGUUGUUUCUUCAGGAAAGAUUGGUGAAAAUGGAGAUUCUCAGGCAACUGCAAGAAGGGUAUUGCAGAUAAGUGAUAAUGGUUCUUUUCCCUCAGCUGUUCCACCUCAAUCUCCUCCUGGCCAGGAAGAUAUUGAUGUAGAGAUAUGCUAACAUUGCAUCCAUAGCUGCCUUGGCUUGCUUGAAAUCACCAUUCCCUUCUAUAGAUUUAGACAGGAUUAAGCAUUUGAAACAUUGGGAAGAAGAUGCUGAGGGAUUGACAGUAGCAUAGCUACAGGCUGCAGUGGUGGUGCUCUCUAGUGUUUAGCUAAAAGAGAGGGAAGUGUUAAGCAGGAUUCUGAUUCCAUCAUGGUGAUUUCUUGGACUUCUUGGUACUUCUCUAGAUGCCUUGGCUGAUUGCCUUUGGUUUGUUAUUGGAAAUCCUGCCAAUUCAACUCCUACAAAAAUUAUGGGGGCACUGUGUGAUUGUAUCUUUCCCCCAUUCAUGAUACAUAGAAUUUUAAUUAAAAUUUGAAAUGUUGAUUAUUAUUUAAUCCGUC
Molecule: messenger RNA, 2104 nt
Organism: Manihot esculenta (cassava)
Lineage: Eukaryota; Viridiplantae; Streptophyta; Magnoliopsida; Malpighiales; Euphorbiaceae
Product: glycosyltransferase-like At2g41451
Exons: 11
Coding region: 36-1718 (560 amino acids)
Biological process (GO): cellulose biosynthetic process; response to abscisic acid
Source: RefSeq, a predicted model, not a curated record